This is a messenger RNA of Platichthys flesus (European flounder), 2220 nucleotides long. Its product is annotated as rho GTPase-activating protein 8-like. Bases 167 to 1441 code for a protein of 424 amino acids. Gene Ontology annotation, cellular component: cytoplasm. The record is from RefSeq and is a predicted model, not a curated record. Gene Ontology annotation, biological process: negative regulation of endocytic recycling; small GTPase-mediated signal transduction. NCBI's taxonomy places the organism in Eukaryota, Metazoa, Chordata, Actinopteri, Pleuronectiformes, Pleuronectidae. The transcript is spliced from 13 exons. Gene Ontology annotation, molecular function: GTPase activator activity.
UCCUGCACAUGCGCAGACCGUCGCUGCUGCAGUUUGAGGAAGUUUCACUUUUUACUCUGAAACUCACCUGAGCUCAUUUAGCAGCUUCCUGUUUGUUUGUUUGUUUGUUUGUUUGUUUGCACUAAACCUCCGACACCACCUGGAGCUUCGACAGGACGCGGCAGAUAUGACGUCAGCAUCUGACCUGGAGCAGCUCGCGGACAUUGAGCUGCAGAGGGAGGAUGAGGAGGAUGAGGAGGAAGAUGAUCAGACGUGUGUCACAGAUGCUCCGCCCUCAGUCCUCCCUGACUCCUCCCACCCGUACUACGACGUGGCUCGACACGGCGUGGUGCAGGUCUCAGGAGACGACCGGUACGGCAGGAAGCUGAUCGUCUUCAGCAGCUGCUGUCUGCCUCCAUCGCACCAGCUGAACCACCAGCGGCUGCUCCAGUACCUGAAGUUCACGCUGGACCAGUACGUGGAGAUGGACUACAUCCUGGUUUACUUCCAUCACGGUCUGAGGAGCAGCAACAAGCCGUCCAUGAAGUGGUUACGAGAAGCGUACAACGAGUUCGACAGGAAGUACAAGAAGAACCUGAAAACUCUUUACGUCGUUCAUCCCACGAACUUCAUCCGAAUCGUCUGGAACAUCUUCAAACCUCUGAUCAGCCACAAGUUCGGGAAGAAGUUGACCUACGUGAACUUUCUGGACGAGCUGAGAGAACACGUGAACUACGAGCAGCUCGUCGUCCCACCGGACGUCCUCAGACAUGACGAAAAGUUACGAGCGGCUCAGAAAGGCGGAGCCCCUCCCCCAGUGAAGAGGCCACCGCCCCGCCCCCCCCUGCCCACUCAGCAGUUUGGAGUCAGUCUUCAGUACAUCAGAGAGAAGAACCGGGACGAGCUGAUUCCUCCGGUGCUGCUGCAGACGGUUCGAUACCUGAAGGACAACGGUCUGAGGACAGAGGGACUCUUCCGGCGCUCGGCUCGUGUUCAGCUCAUUAAGGACGUUCAGAAGCUCUAUAACCUCGGGAAGCCUGUGAACUUUGAUCUUUACGGUGACGUCCAUGUUCCGGCUGUGAUCCUGAAGACGUUCCUCAGAGAACUCCCUGAACCCGUGCUCACGUUCCGAGUCUACAGCCAAGUCCAGGACAUCCUCAAUGUGGAGAACAUCCUCCGUGUGACGACGUGUAAACAGAUUGUUGAAAGUCUUCCUGAACAUAACUUCAUCGUGUUGAAGUUUCUGCUGAGCUUCCUCCGCAUGGUGUCUCAGGAGAGCAUCAGUAACAAGAUGAGUGCGUCCAACCUGUCCUGUGUGUUCGGGGUGAACCUGCUCUGGCCUCGUCACGGUUCCAUCUCCCUCACGGCUCUGACGCCCAUCAACAUCUUCACCGAGCUGCUCAUCGAACAUUUCCUCACGGUGUUCGCUUCUCGCCGUCCGGCUGGAGAAGUGGAGCCGUGAGGCAGCAGGUCGGCGCCGCUCUGGAUCCUCCAACACGCCGCUCUGGAUCCUCCUUUAGUUUGAAAAAGAGCAGAUUGACUGAACCCUCCUCAGCCGGUGUCUCCAGAGGUUGAACCCUCCUCAGCCGGUGUCUCCAGAAGUUGAACCCUCCACUCUGAGGAUUUGAUGCUUCACUGUCGAGCUGCUCGGAGCUCGUUACUUCUUUGUAUUCCAGGUGUUAGCUGAGCUGCUUGUUUUCUUCACCUUCUCCACCCCAGUUCAUUCUGACAUCGUCCGGUCGACAAACCGUAAACACAAAACAGGCCUUUAAAUAAAUAAAUAGCCAUUCAUUAAUGUUUGAAUUCACAUUUCAGCUUCUGACCUUUGACCUUUUUAUACUAAAAUGCACAAACACUCACUGGAAUCAAAGGAUUUGUUCUUGAAUUUGUUUAUUAAUGAUUCAAUUUUUUGUAAGAACUUGGUACAAAAAAGUGAGACUACUCUUUAACCAUUUACCAACGUCCAUCCAUCAAGUUGUUAAUGCAUCAUAAAGAAGAAAAAACUACAUUGGCAUAUUUAAGACAAACACUUUCCUAUACACACUAUCCACUGGACAGUCCCCUUAGCAAUGACAAAGAAACUUCUACUUCAACAGACAUUUUCAUUUCCAUCUAAACGCCCUCGUCUCGUCGGCGCCUCCUUGUGGCGUAAAUCAUACAAAGAGUCAGAAUGCAGAACCAGCAAACCAUAGAAAUGUUCUGUUCUUUUUUUUGCUCCUUGAUAAAAGAAUAUAAAAUGUU